Oryzias melastigma (Indian medaka) is the source of this 3574-nucleotide messenger RNA. It is a transcript of the gene slkb, whose product is annotated as STE20-like kinase b. The transcript has 18 exons. The record is from RefSeq and is a predicted model, not a curated record. NCBI's taxonomy places the organism in Eukaryota, Metazoa, Chordata, Actinopteri, Beloniformes, Adrianichthyidae. The coding region runs from base 39 to 2978 and encodes 979 amino acids. Gene Ontology annotation, molecular function: protein serine/threonine kinase activity; ATP binding. Gene Ontology annotation, biological process: protein phosphorylation.
AUUUUUUUAUUUUAAAGAAACUUUCCGGUUGAGUCGCCAUGUCUUUCUUUAAUUUCCGUAAAAUAUUCAAACUGGGAGCCGAGAAGAAAAAGAAACAAUACGAGCACGUCCGGAGGGAUGAGAACCCGGAGGAGGUCUGGGAGAUCAUAGGGGAGCUGGGGGAUGGAGCCUUUGGGAAAGUGUUCAAGGCUCAGAACAAGCAGACGGGCGUCCUCGCCGCCGCCAAAGUUAUCGACACAAAGACGGAGGAGGAACUGGAGGACUACAUGGUGGAGAUCGACAUCCUGGCCUCUUGCGACCACCAGAACAUCGUCAAACUGCUCGAUGCCUUUUAUUAUGAAAGCAAGCUGUGGAUCCUGAUCGAGUUCUGUGCCGGGGGCGCCGUGGAUGCCGUCAUGCUCGAGCUGGAGAGACCCCUGACGGAGCCGCAGAUCCGGGUGGUGUGCAGGCAGACUCUGCAGGCGCUCGACUACCUUCACGAAAACAAGAUCAUCCACCGAGACCUGAAGGCGGGAAACAUCCUGCUCACGCUGGACGGAGACGUCAAGCUAGCUGACUUUGGCGUUUCUGCCCGGAACACAAAAACGCUGCAGCGUCGGGACUCCUUCAUUGGAACUCCUUACUGGAUGGCUCCAGAGGUGGUGAUGUGCGAGACGUCCAAAGAUCGACCCUACGACUACAAGGCUGACAUCUGGUCCCUCGGAGUCACCCUGAUCGAGAUGGCGCAGAUCGAGCCGCCCAAUCACGAGAUGAACCCCAUGAGAGUCCUGCUGAAAAUAGCCAAGUCCGACCCCCCCACUCUGAUGCAGCCGUCACGCUGGUCCCCAGAGUUUAGUGACUUCCUGAAACGAUGUCUGGACAAGAACGUGGACAACAGAUGGAGCACGGCGCAGCUUCUCCAGCACCCCUUCGUGUCCUCUGUGAACGACAGCAAACCUCUGCGGGAGCUGAUCGCCGAAGCCAAAGCCGAGGUCACCGAGGAGAUCGAGGAGCACAAGGAGGAAGAGGAGGAAGAGGAUGCAGAGCAACAGCCUGGCCACAAACGAGCACCAUCCGACGUCAGCGUCGCCAGCUCCGAGGAUGAGAAGAUCCCGCUCUCUCCUUCCAUCUUGGAGUCGGUUCCAGAAAAACUGGAGCAGAUCCUGCAGGUGCCGGCACAGCCAGAACUUCCCGAGACCAACCAUGUGGAGAACACCAGCGAGCAAGCUGCUCCCGAGGAACAAACGGAGGAAAAUUCUGAUGCUCGAGUGAAGGAAGACGAAGAGAAACCAGCAGUGAAAGAGGAGGAGGAACCUCCAGAGGCAGAGCAUGCUGUCGCCUCACCAGAACCAGAACCUUCAGCAGAACCUCCCAACAAAGAGCUGCAGCAGCUGCAGAUAGACGUUGACGAUGAAAAAGAGGUGGACACAGCUGAAGCUCCAGAGCACGUCGAGGCUUCUGAGAUUCCUCAUGAGGAAAACACGCCAGCAACAAGUCCAGCUGAGGAAGAGGAGGACAAAGAGGAAGAGCGAUACAAACAGCCCAAAGUGACUCUGACUCUUCCAGAGAAAGACGACACAGAAAUGAAAGAAGAAACAUCCAAGGAGGAGAAGGAGGUUCAAAACAUCGACUCUAGGAGCGGAUCGGCCGCAGACGGCAGCAGCGUGGACCUCAACCUCUCCAUCUCCAGCUUCCUGUCCAAAACAAAAGAACCCGGAUCCGUUGCGAUGCAGGACGCCAAGAAAAAGAAAACCCUCAAAAAGACCCGCAAGUUCAUCGUGGACGGCGUGGAGGUCAGCGUGACGACGUCCAAGAUCAUCACGGACAACGACACCAAGAACGAGGAGAUGAGAUUCCUCAGGCGUCAGGAGCUGAGGGAGCUGCGCCUCCUGCAGAAGGAGGAGCAGCGAGCGCAGCAGCAGCUCAGCAACAAGCUGCAGCAGCAGAAGGAGCAGAUCUUCAGACGCUUUGAGCAGGAGACCACGAGUAAGAAGCGUCAGUACGACCAGGAGGUGGAGAACCUGGAGCGGCAGCAGAAGCAGACCAUCGAGAGGCUGGAGCAGGAGCACACCACCCGGCUCCGGGACGAGGCCAAGCGCAUCAAAGCCGACCAGGACAAGGAGCUGUCCAAGUACCAGAACAUGCUGAAGAACCGCAAGAAGGAGGAGCAGGAGUUCCUGCAGAAGCAGCAGCAGGACCUGGACUCCGCACUGAAGAAGAUCAUCCAGCAGCACAAACACGAGCUCGCCACCAUCGAGAGGGACUGCCUCAACCACAAGCAGCAGCUCCUGAGAGCGCGGGAGGCCGCCAUGUGGGAGCUGGAAGAGCGCCACCUGCAGGAGAAACACCAGCUUUUCAAACAGCAGCUGAAAGACCAGUACUUCAUGCAGAGACACCAGCUGCUGAAGAGACACGAGAAGGAGAUGGAGCAGAUGCAGCGCUACAACCAGCGACUCAUCGAGGAGAUGAAGAACAAGCAGACGCAGGAGAGAACGCGGCUGCCCAAGAUCCAGCGCAGCGAGGCCAAGACGCGCAUGGCCAUGUUCAAGAAGAGCCUGCGCAUCACCGCCGUCGGCAUCUCCCCCGAGCAGGAGAGGGAGAGGGUCAAGCAGUUCGCAGCUCAGGAGGAGAGGAGGCAGAAGAACGAGCGUCUGCAUCAGCACCAGAAGCACGAGAACCAGAUGAGAGACCUCCAGCUGCAGUGUGACGCCAACAUCCGGGAGCUGCAGCAGCUGCAGAACGAGAAGUGCCACCUGCUGGUCGAGCACGAGACGCAGAAGCUGAAGGAGCUGGACGAGGAGCACAGCGUGGAGCUGAAGGAGUGGAGGGAGAAGCUCCGACCCAGGAAGAAGGCUCUGGAAGAGGAGUUCGCCCGCAAACUGCAGGAACAGGAAGUCUUCUUCAAGAUGAGCGGCGAGUCCGAGUGCCUUAACCCGUCCACGCAGAGCCGCAUCUCCAAGUUCUACCCCAUCCCCAGCGUCCAGUCCACCGGCUUCUAGGUGAAACCGUCCUUCCUCUGCCUCUCCAGCGUUUGAUGAAGAGCUCCGUGCCUCAUGAAGUUUGACUGUUGAGUCCGAGUCUCUCGGCUUCAGACUUUUCCACAAAAGACAAAAGAAGCCGUUUUGGGGAUGUAACACUCUUGAGAGACUUGGCUUUUAGUUUGCAAUGCAAAAACAGGAUUUGAAGCUGAUUUUAAAAAGCACAAGAUUCUUGGUUUUCAUGCAGACAACACCGAAACAAAUUUAAAGCGACCGUGUUGUUAUUUUCUCCAAAAGUGUAAAUCCGUAACGCUCCAGGUGAGCCGUUAUUUUAAAUUAAAACUCAAGCAGGUUUUUCUCUUUUCCUCUUUUUAUUUCAAAGUCACACUGAUUUAUUUUAAACCGGUUCAUUUUUAUUGCAUUUUCUUUAGAAUUUAUUUACAAAAACAAGAAAACAUGAAGGAACAGUGAAGCAAACAAACUAAUAAUUACAAACCAGACGGGCUUCCUAAACUCUAAAUGUUUGCAAAAAAAAAACAUGGUGCGUUUUUCAAACAUGUAUAGUUUCUAGACUUCUUGUAAUGUUGGUUUUGCUGUAAAUAAAGUAUUUACCUCAA